Molecule: messenger RNA, 911 nt
Organism: Cotesia glomerata
Lineage: Eukaryota; Metazoa; Arthropoda; Insecta; Hymenoptera; Braconidae
Exons: 6
Coding region: 1-855 (284 amino acids)
Source: RefSeq, a predicted model, not a curated record
AUGGAGGAAUAUAAGGAUUUAUCAGUCAACGGGCUAGUUCAAAAAUUGACAGAUAUAAUACAGGAUAACGAUACUCUAGAUAAAUUAAGACUGUUUGAUAUACGUCGUUACGUUGUACGAAUGAUUGGCCGAUUCCAGUGUAAGGCUUCAAUGACAGCAUCAACUUUAACAGACAUAAUAGACGAAUGUGAAGAAUUAUUGGUGAAUACAUUGGGUUUUUUGAGAGAUAAAAUAAAUAGUUUUUUUAUUGAUCAAGAUUUGAUGGAAAAUGAUGAAGCUAACAAUAUUUUGAAGGCUUUUGAUUUAUCUAAUGUUUUUAAUGGACUUAGGAAAUUCGAGGAUCAAAUCACAGCUUUUAAAAAAAUUAUUAAACUCCUUGAAGAUACGAGAGAGUUUAGACGACAGUGGAUUGAACAAUCAGGUCCCACAAUUUCUGAAGUUUUCACUAACUAUCCUCGUCUCUUGGAUUUUAAUGGAGAAAUGAUUGAACGAGAAUUUGAUUCUCUAUACCCGGAUUCAGGAGAUAAUUUUUUGGAAAAAUUUCCCACGUUCUAUGCCCCCCGUAUUCUUCGUUAUGUCCAAGAAUGUAAACCAGCUGUAUACGCUGAAUCAACUAUUAUUGAGGAUGAAAAUUUGAGGGCUCUACUGGUGUUGUGUACAUUAAUGGCAGUAUCGAACUCAGUCAUCACAAAAAGAGGCAAAGGCAAGGGCAAAGGAAAAAAAAGAACCCAUGAAGAAAGGGAUGAAUCUCCUGUGCCUGUUAGAAGUUCUAUGUUUCCUAAUAAAGAUUUAUUAAAAACUGUCGCGGAUGGAACAAACCUGAAGAAUUAUGCUACCGAAUUAAAAAAACGUUAAGUUACAAACAUUCAGCCUUAUCUAAUACUAAUGAAGGGCCAAGAUUGUGAAUCUUA